Messenger RNA from Porites lobata, 14740 nucleotides. NCBI's taxonomy places the organism in Eukaryota, Metazoa, Cnidaria, Anthozoa, Scleractinia, Poritidae. The record is from the annotation of a GenBank genome assembly.
UCUUGGCGAGAAACGUAUCAGCUGGAAGAUGAAGAGAAGGCUUUCGCCAUGGCGCUUGAGCUUUCCCGCAAAGAGCAUGAACAAAGACAGUCCACAAGUAGCAAACAACAGCAUCAGUCGGUAAUACCAAUAUUUCAUGCUGAAAUAGUUUCUAAUAAUCACUUCCGCGAAGGAUUCUUAAAUAAGCAAUCUUAGUAUUGAAGGGCAAAUUUGGCGUUGCUGAUUCUUUUACUAUAGUUCACCCCCAUAUUUGUAGACAGUUUUCCAAAGUCUUCUGUGAAAACUUUGGCUCAAAAACACCAACACAAAAUGAUCUCAUCCGCUUGCCUGUUUAACGGUUAGGUAAUCAAUUGCCAUUUCUAAUCCUUUGUGUUACAGCAAAGAAAAGCAUGAUUUCCAUACGCUCAUUUGAGUCGUAUGAAAUCAGUAUUUGUCAUUGCAACACCUUCCUUAACUCGAGUGGAGUUCCAAAAAAGUACAGUUUUUAACCAUAAAAUGCGAUGUCAAUAAUAAUGUAUAAAAAUUAUGUUACUCUUUAAAGGAAGAAUUGCCAGUAAGACAUGGUCAGAACUACGAGGAAGACGUUGCUUUAUCACGAGCACUAGAGCAAUCAGCUCUAGACUCAUCAUAUGUGGCUUCCAACAGAUCUGCCGGAUUGGAGGCCAAGGGUCAAGUUAGACACAUUUCUCUUGGCGGUAUGUUAUUAGUUUUAAAACCAAAUAGAUUUCUUCCCCCCGUUCUCUGCUAUUACUUAAAAUGUCCGCUUUCUAUCCGAUAGGUGAUGUUUUGUCAAAAACAGGAAAGCGACUGGCAAUACCGCUUUGCCUUCCGAACAAUUGUAGAUGGGAUUCGAAGAAGAGCCAGUACCUUCAAACAGGGGAGAAACGUCACUCGCUGUAUGUUGUGGAAGAAGCCCUUGAAAAGUUGAGGAAGAUUAAAGGUACGCUUUUCACUAAAGUGCUGUAAUUGUGCGAUCGACCUGUUAAGAGUAAAAUAAAAAAGUUAGGUUUUCAAAAAAUCAUGGUAAAAUGAUAGAACUCAACAGAAUUGGCCUAUGGCACAGCUGUUAACAAAACGACACGUACACUCUGUUUGAACGCAGAAUCGCUAAUUUAUCAUAUACAUUAUAUCUUCUAGGUCCGGUAUGUGUAGUAUCUAUUGCCGGCCCAUACAGAAAAGGAAAGUCAUAUAUUCUAAGUGAAGGAUUUGAUCAGCCACAAGUAUUUCCUCUUGGACAUCACAUGGACCCUGAAACAAUGGGAAUCUGGCUUUGGAUUGUACCUGGAAUCUUCAAGGUUAAUUCAAAACUACGUGUCAUUUGAAUCAGCAAUAUUGCAAGUAGCCGUUCAUACAUGUUUGUAAUUACUUUAAAGGCAUUAAUUCUUAGUUAAUUGAAGAGGCUUUUUGUCCCCUUUCCCCAUUUAACACCUGCUACAGCAGCCAUGUGUCAAAGACGCUCACGGAUAAAGGCAUUCUUCACACGCCUGAGAUGUGAAGUCCACUGUACAACACCAAUCCUCCUUGUAACAUUUUUGUUUCCUCUUUGUGUGCAUGAUAGUGCGGAGGGGAAGGCGAAUGGGGGACCAUUAGGAAAGAAAAUACCGAGUAAGCAAAACGACUAGUAAGUUGAAAAUGGUGAUCCUCUACGGUCCUAACUAGUACAAAACUUACCCACGUGUUUUUGUGCAUUCUUAAUAUGCAUGAUUCCAUUGAUGCUUUCCUCUAGGACUCCAGGGGCCAGAAGUUCACCGUGGUAUUACUUGAUUCCGAGGGAAGUGACUCUGUUACCGGUGAAGGACUCGAUGAUAACCAGAUUUUUACUUUGACAGUAUUGCUGGCAUCGGUUCUAAUAUACAACUCACAGGGUGUUCCUACCUGGCGGGAUCUCGAAGGACUUGAGUAUCCUUAAACAUGAUAUUAGGUAUUUAAGUCUCAUCUUUUUCGUUUACAGGAUCACGCUACCGUGGCACUUUUAAAACAUUUUUGAUUUUUAUUGGUUAUGCACGAUAUAAGAUAUGAUAUGUAUAUGAUGUAUAUCAUAUGAUGUGAUAUAUUUUUAACAGUUAUUCCAUGAGUGCUCGUUGGAUGUGAGAUGGUAGAGGCCAACUAGGCGCGUAGCGCCGAGUUGCCUAUAACCAUCUCAUAUCCAACAAACGCGAGUGGAAUAAUUUUUUUUAUUAAAAACGUCCAAAAAAUAUCGAGAAUUCGUCCCGACUUUAUUUGUAAAACAACCGAUUUUCAGAUUGUUUUUAAUUUUGAGCAGACGCGUACAGUUACCAUAUCUGGAGAGCAUGGUAUAAUGGCUCAUAUACCAUGAUGGCUAAGCCAAUCAGAGCUCUAAACCUGAAUUAUCCAAUAAUUCAGUUUUUAAUAAAAAUAUAACAAUUAUUCACUGUAGUGGAGGUGGCUAGUGAUGGUGGUUAUUUAACGAGGCCGCGAAGCGGCAAGGUAAAUAGCCACCGACACUAGCCACCGACACUGAGGUGAAUAAUAGCUUUAGUAUAUAUUAAAACAGUGAGAUAAUUGAGCCCCAAAAUGAUGAUUUUUAACUCAUUUACUGUUGCCAACGAUUACAAUUUUGGCGCGCAAUGACCGAACGGCCGCGGUCGUCGCUUUUCGCUUGCCGACAAAUAAAACUUUUGAAGGCAUUUGUUUAGCUCUUGCGGGAAAAUUUCUUCAAAAGGAGUUGUGAAUUCUUUUUGUAUUUAAAACAAUUCUGAAAAAAAAAACUUAUUGAAUUUAGUUUUAAGCUUAUUUAUAAACAAGCCAAAGUAACGCAAGACUUUGUAAACAAAAAACUUUUUCACCUGUUUUAUCGAUGAAUUCAAGUCAAAGCUUUACCUGUUAAAACUUCCAAACCGAACUUCGUCACCUUCUUCUUGUAUGUCGGGAACAGCGUGCUUGAUUACUUGUGAAAUUUCUUUGUUUCAGUACGGCAGCAAACCGGGAAGGCAUUUUGCUCGCAACUUACGCGAGUUUGGCGUCGCUCGCUCGGAGGAACUGUAGGUGAAUCAGUGAAUAGUGCAGGAUAUUCACUGAUUCAGUAGAGGGCGCGAAAAACACUAUCCACUGUUUUAGUGUAUACUAAAUAUAUUUAAGCAACAGACCACACUUUCGAUAGGUUUACCGGCGUGAUAACCCAUGCGGGAUGUUGGGAGAACACGAGAAUAGCUUGUAAAUCACGAGCCGAAGAAUGUAGUUUUCUUUAACCAUUACCCAGGUUUAUUGUUAAGUUAUCCCAGCGCAUCGAGGUACGAUCAAAAACAAAAGGUGUUGCUGGAAAAUGACACCAGGACUCAGAGUUUUUUCAUAAAACAUUUCCUUUCUUUAUCUGGCUGCUGCGAGACGUUACCCAGAAAAUCCCACGAGAUUGUCGCAACAUCAAGGACUACUUUCUCAAGAAGGUAAACCUAUGCUUAAUAGGUAAUAGCUAGGAUGACGCAUUUUAAAUUACUAUAGGCAAAAUGCAUGACGAUGCCAAGAAUCGACUGAGAUGUCGCAAUGAUAAAAAUGCAUAUAGAUAGAUUGGCUAUGUAAAGGUUAUUGAAAUAGUAAGUUAUGAUUAUGGUAAUUUCUGGUUUGGAACCCAGCAAAUGAAGAUUUUCUUACCUUUUUUACACAGAUUAGUAAACGGUUUGCUUCUCGUUAGGCUUAUUAUUUUCAGUUUCAGGUGCAUAGUUUAGAAAGAAGUGUAAAUAUUUUUACCAUGUAUUUGAGUCAUAAUUUUUGCAAAGGCCUGUUGAAGUGUUCUGCUAUUUUCUCGAGCUACAUCGGGACCGCCACCUCUCUGUCUUAACAUCACGUCAUCAUCCAAUAAUAAUUUUUUUUUAUGAUAAAUAAAUACAGAGCUCCAGUUAAAUAAUGGAAAAACUAUUCCAAAUCCUCAAAUAUUGAUCAGGGCAAGCUAAUGGGGAAGAAAAAGCCGGGGAAAUUAACCCUAUUCAGCUUGGCCUUUUUUUUCUUCAUGCGACCGAAGGGGCGGAGGAGGGGAUGCUCGCCCCCUAUAACUUCAAAAACAGCUCAUGCUAUGUCCACCAUAGUUACACAGAAUAAUGUACUCAUCAUUUUCAACUUCUGGGUAUAAUUUGAUGGGCACAAUGACGUUAUCUGACGUGACAUCAUGAUCAUGACGUCAUAAUUCUGAAUUUAGAUAAUUCAAAAUGGCGGAUCCAAGAUGGAGGAUGCUUCCUGUUCCUUUUUUCGUAAUAAAUGACGUUAUCAUGACAUCACUGUAACUGUUAAUGAUCAUUUAUGUGUUAGUUAACUUCUUGACUUUAUCAGAAACCUCACUAUUUUCGCUUAAUGCCUACUUUGAGGUAAACUUGGAUUCCGCAAAUAUGUUCAGCAUUAUGACGUCAUGAUGACGUCAGAUUAAAACCCCUAUAAGUCGAGGUAUUCUUAAUAGAAAACGUGAUCCCCGUAUGAAAGGAUGCUGAGCAAACAAAAAGAUCUGCAAAAUGUGAAUUUUUGAAAGAAAUGAACACGAUUGAAACUUUAAACUCAGCAUCUGCCAUUUGAUCAUAUUAAAAUUUUUUUUUUCAUGUUAGUCAUUAAAAGGCCGAGAUUUCAUUAAAACUUAUAAUAACUUUGAUUGAAUGAUGCUAAAUAAAGUGUAAUAUAACAAUGCAGUCAGUAAACAGUAAAAAACUCUGUUGCCAUGGUAAUGUAAAUAUUGACGAACACAGCACGAUAGCUUCAUAAUAUCCCAAGAUAAAUUUUAGGAAAGGGUGCUAAGUUUGGUGGUCAUAGCUUGAACGGUUUUAAAGUAAUUUAGUUUUUUGUGGAGGGUUGAAGCCCCCACGGUCUGAAUAGGGUUAAGACAUUAAAAAAACGACGAAAUAUUUGAAUGUGUUAUGGGCUUUGGUGUGGACAUUCCCAAUAUCUUUUUGUAAUUUAUUUACGAAUUAAAUAAACGUUGACAUUCAUUACAUCUUCCGUGAGAAAAAUUUUCCAAAUCUGAACCGUUUCUGUAAUUCCGAAUUUUCUGUUAAGUCUGAAAUGACCGCUUUUGAAAUACAUAUUUUAAUUUUUUGCAGGUUUUUAAGGUCCAUGAUUCAUCCGCUGCAUCUCCGGAUGACCAGCAGAAAGUCGCUGAAAGCAUUUUAAGCUUUUUUCAUGGUUUCGAAGCGUUUACUUUGCCAUCUCCCACCGUUGAUCCAGAGAUGCUAAAAAGCAUCAACGAUAAUAGAAGUCGGAUAAAUCCUUUGUUCCUGCGUGGCUUAGAAGCAUUCAAACGGCUACUUGGAGACAUUUUGACUCCUAAAAAGAGUUUCAAUGAAGGAGAGCUGGUUACAGGAGAAGGUAUAUAUCUGUUACUAAUCUAAAAAAAGCGCUUUUCUUGAUGCCUUUAGAGUGAAACGAUAGACUGAAAAAACAUCCGUACCUGUUGGCGCUAAUUAUACAGAAGGGUCUGGAGAGUUUAAGAAUGGGGAUUGAGACUGGAGCGCGCCUCGAUUGAAGGAUUUACUCUGAUUCUGGUGACGCUUUAACUCCUUGCCUAAGCGACUUUGAGAAAAAAAGAAGAGACCGUUCAGCGGUCCAGUGAAAAGAACGCUUGAAAAGGCAGUUGCAUUCCCAAGCUGUUGCUUUACCAAGAAAAUACUCUUGUCCCAGAACUUUUGUAAAUGAACUAUAAAUAUAGUUUACGUCAUAGAAAGUGCAGCGUACGCGGUUAUAUUCCGAGUUGUUUGUGUCAAGGCUCGAACGAGCGAGGUAAGAGCGAGUGAUGGCUUUUGACACAAACAACGAGUGAAUAUAACCUCGUACAACAAUUCUCACUGAAAUAGUUUUCUUAAUGUAACGCAUAUUACUAAGAGCAAAUCACAAAUAGUAGAACCAAAUGCAAAUUUAAUAGCAAAGCAAAUCUCGAAAACCACAUCUUGUCCUAAUCGUGCCGAACCAAACAUGCACUUGCAAAAUUUUAAUGUAGUAAGUACAUUACAAAAGACAGACCUCAGCGACGUGCGCUUCUAAUAUUGCCCUCCGUCUUUGUUUCGAACUUGAAGUAGAAAAUUUACGAUUAACACGUCGAGAUCUCUUGCAUCAAUAUUUUCUCACUCUCUAGGCUCGUUCCUUGAAACUAAAUUUUCAACAACGAAACAUCUCUCCGUGUUUUGCUUAAUUUGUUUUUGUUUUCUUGAUCAGCGGCACAAACUCUUCUAAGGAGUAACCAACCAACACAAACCCGUUAAUAGUUUUCCUUCGUCCCCGCCAUUUUCUGUAGAAAAAUUUGGAGGCGCCGCUAAAAAGUCGCCAAAUCUGGAAAGCCAUUUGAAUGCAAACGAUGAACGACUGUGAUUGGCUCAAUCAUAUGUCAAUGAACGGCUAUACUUCCAGGUGUGAAAACAGCUGUACCGCCCAUUCUGAUCGUGAUUGGCUGUAUAAGCUUUUGUCGUAUGUGAAAACAAAGCGUAUAAAUUUAUACAAAUAAGCUUUAAGAAACAAAAUUCUUGAAAUACGUGUAAUAAAUGGCAAUUCUUUAUUUCAGUGGCCUGAAUAAAGCUCUCAUUUAUUGUCGUUUUCCAGGUCUCGCUGCAUUGGUUCAGUUUUACGUUAAAGCAAUUAAUAGUCCAGGAGUAAUUCCUAAUGUCCAGAAUGCCUGGGAAGCCUUUGUGGAGAUGAAGUGUUCCGACGCUACUAAAGGAGCCCUGGAAAGUUACGAAAAUGCUAUGAAGUCGAAGCUGGAAGGCAAGCUUCCUUGUGAUAAUGAUGAACUACGCAAGGUACAUGGAACUGCAUUUGAAACAAGUGAAGCUUACUUCAUGGCAGAAGCAGCGGGAAUUUCCACAAGCACCACUGAAACGUAUCUAAACAAACUGAAGGUUCGUUUAAAAGAAGUAGUAGUUCCAAGACCAGUAUUUGUUUAUUCUAUUCAGAUCUGGGGUGGGUUGGCUUGUUGUUAGCAGGGCUGAAUGAAUGCGGAGAGUGCUGUUUUACGGAAUGCUUCACUACCCUUGAUACCGCCGCCUCUGGAUUCCAGUUAGAGAUUAAGGAGGCAAUGUGUAUAAAGUGGGAGAAACCUAUUUUAAAUCAACAGGUGAAACAUGUAAACCAGUCACUUUCCAUGUAGCUUAGCUGUUAUUUCUGUUAUAUUUUUUUCUCUCCUCAUUGUUCUUUUUUCACAUUUAGCUUCCACUGAAAUCGUUGUAAUUAGCAUAUUCAAAUUGUAACUACUUCUAUAACUUAAGAUAUUCAAAUUGUAACGAGCUUCUUCAACUGAAGAUGGCAAAAGUUUGUCGGAACAAGUACAUGUCUUGCAAAUUGAAAACUGUUGUGUUAUUUGUUAAUUAGUUUUAACAUUUCAAAGAGUUAAGCUAUCUAUUAUGCAGGUUAUUCUCACAACAGUAUCCAACUAGAGUAAUUCCUGUGUAAAAUAGCUCCAUGGAGUUCGAUGGAAAAUUCAUGGUGUUCCAUUGAGUAUCCAUGGAGUUUCAUGGAAUUCCUUGGAGUGUCCUUGCAGUUUGUUUGAGAAUCCAUAGAAAUUGACAUUUAAAUCAAGCAACUCAUCAACUUGUUAACCACGUGUUCAAGUCUGCACUUUUUAUUGGAAAGAAAAAUAGGAAACAAUCCAGCUUUUUAAGAGCAAAAUAAUGCGUAAGUUCAAAUUCGCAGACGGUGUAAAAGUAUCUUAGACUUGUUCUUGUUCACCGGUUAUGCUGAAACCCAGCGUAAGAAAUGUUAUUGCAAACUAUUAGAGAUAAAUAAUGUGCACUUAAUAAAAAAUGAUCCUGUGUAAAAAUAAAUAAACUAGCACUAACCAAAUGUUACGGAGUGCGGGCGACAACGAUAGAAGAUCAAAACCCUUUUGCUCCAAAGCCGUGCUUUGCGUUUUACGUAACAGAUGGUCAAAACCCGCGUGAUCAGAUUACGAGUGAUAGAAGUUCCAAACGCGCGCGAUCAAAUUGCGUCAUGUGCAUUUCAUUUAUUCUUAGUGGAAGUCCAAAGGAAUCCUGGCUACAUACAUGCAAUGCAUGCGUAAUAGCAAACUGGAGAUUAGUAUUGCGGGCUCCUGCUUAUCGCCUGCAAUAAAUAUACAAAUUUGUUCCUAGUAAGGCUGUCUGCCAAAUAUCUUGCAAAAUUAGUGUUGCAUUUAUAUGAGAGGAUCGACCUUUUAUAACUACAUGCAGCCGCUUCGAUAUAAUUAACUAUGCAAGGUUUUCCUUUUCGGCCGGCGACCAGCGAUUUGCGCCGCCUGUGAACGGCUCCGUCGCCGGUAACUAGAAAGGUUAAUUGUUGAAAUAAAUGUUACGCGCAAUCACAAUUGUCUAUAAUUGUGACCUCUCACGCGAAAAUGUUCAUUAACGGCCUUCUGGUAAACGGGUGAAUCGCACGGCUACUACCCUGCGAGCAGAGGUGUGGCUUUGGGCGUUUACGAAAGCGUUCCUGUCGCUUGUCGGUGAGUAAUCGCGUAGUUGGUUUGUUUGCGUAUUAAUAUUAUUAAAAUUAAGACAAUCGAAAGGCCGGGUUACAAACGGCUUACUUAUCCGUUCGAACGAGGACAUCGAAUGGCUGAACGGAUUAUUAAGUAUUCGGAAGAAUAUGGAGUAAUUCAUUAGAAAUUGAUGUCCUAAUCCUCCAUGGAAUUCCAUAGAGGUAUUUUGCACGGGUUCAGUUUGUCUUUUGUUUUCUGCUGGCCAUUCCCGGUUUUGAGCGUCCUUUUUCUUUUGUUAGGAACUUUUAAGUGUGAAGUUGAUGUCAUGGCAGACCCAGAACGCGAAGUUAACAAGAGAAUUAUGUAACGAUCUGCUUACUCAGCUCAAACAGAAUCAUCUGGAACCAGUCCUUAGACGAAUGCAGGGAAAAGAAGCGGCCAAAAUGUCCUUUGAGGAGGUCAUUGCCGGGUACAAUAAGAUCAAAGAGGAUUACCACAAUUCCGCAAUUGGUGCCAAAGAUGUUAUUGCUGCUGUUUUCUUCGAAUUCCACCCAGUAAGACCUUAUACUUUGCUAAUAAGCACUUUGUGAUGGCACUAUGAUUGCCUGUUUUUUUUUCUUUUCUUUCGCUAGUAAUUCUACAAGAAACUAAGCAGGAAAAAGACGUGAUUUUGGUGUGAUCGUAGAAUUAUAAUCGAAAGAAAAGAUGCCUUGUCUCCACUCUUAUAGACUAUAGAAAUAACGUUUAAACGCCCUAAAAUUUAGCGUGAUAUUGAAAAAAUGACUACAUUACCAGUCCACGCAUCGUCUACACGAUUUGUAUCGUUCUUCUGCGAAUAAGUGCUCAAAAGCUCUUUCUGAUAUCCAGCAGAGUCGAAAGAAUAUGUGAGCCUUUCUGAUAGGCGGGUUUCUUAUAAGCCUCCCGAUUGGCCUAAUUCUUAAGCGUGCGUGACGUAUGGGCGCAGUGACAUGUCAAAAUUCACAGGAGGGUUGGCAAGGAGCUUAUACAGUGAACAAUGAAAGAGCAAAAGCCUUCUAAUGAACAAAAAAAUGCUUUGAGGAAAUUCUUUCAAGGGCAAAAAAUUGCUGACUAGUUUUCCAGCAUCUUCCAAUCGCUGCUGAUGCACUCUCGAGUAUUCUGCCAUCUAGUUGACAGUUCUAGCGUCAAAAACAACAACAACAACAAAAUAUACACAUGUAGCAAGAGAGAGUGAUCUAAGAGAGCGAAUCCCCCUUACAUGACCCUCUUUCCAUGAAAAUUAUUUUCAAUCUAUUCUUGGUUCUGUGUCAUACUGCGUGGUUAUUUUAAGGACGCCAUCCUAUUGGUCGGUUUGAGUGGCGUCAUGUAAUUUUAAACGUAGUGGGUUAUUCGUUUCACCGCCGAUCACGUACAGCAAGCGACAUGACAUGCAAACUUGGUAUUACUUUCGCCGACGAGUCAAGAGAUUUCUACGUGAAAAAAUCUGGUCAGAGUAGCUGCCGAAGAGCAAAACGGUCCUUGCUUGUGGAAGUUCGCCGGAGAAAGCGGUUCCGACAUUGUACAAAAAACGACAACUGUCUCUUCCGGCGACAUCCACUUACACCUACGAGCUGUGAUACCGUCGUUUAGAUCCAACCGUGGACACGUAACGAGAAAAUAGGUUCAAAGUGGGUUCAAACAUGAAUGUUUGGCCGCCAAACAUUUGAAUUUUGAGAGGGCGCUAGACAAAUGUGGGCACACAGUAUAAAGAAUUGACCGAGACCGGAAACCGCGCAUAAAAAGUCUCUGGCAUCCAGGUUAGCGAUUGACUAACAGCUUGAAGCAUCUGACCUGAUUUGUGUUCACGGGGCUAAAUAUUCAUCGCAAGUAUUAGGCGUUAAGAAGAAGUAAUGAAGUGUGAAAAUUUCAAGAAUAAUUCUUUUAAAAAGUAAAUGUACUGUUUCUGAAAGAAAAACAUUCCUGCAAAAUGAGGAAAAAUAUCUUGCACAUUUGCAUAAACAAUUGAAGCCAACCACCUAUUAAAGGUUUCGUGUUUCGCGCGUGAUAACCUUUGCCUUUGGCUUUCAUGGUGUGUCAGAAUUCAACAUUCGUUACUUUUGAAAAAUGGCUACCAGCCGUUAGAAAAUCUCAAUCUUUAAUCUCAAAGUGAAAUUUUGACUCCAAUACUGCAAUCCCUUUUGUAAAUGAAAUUCAUUCCUAAUCAUGAGCGGAACGCGCUGAUCAAAAACACGUCAACAACAGGAGUAUCGGCUCCUGGGGCUAAUUACUAUGAUGGCUGUCAAACUUCAAAUGUUUGGCGGCGAAACAUGUCAUGUUCACGUGAAAGUAGACCAAACGGGUCACGGAAACAACAGACAAAAUAACCUACGCAGCACGCGCGCGAACUUUAAAUAGAUUAAAAAAAAUUAUCAUGGGGCACAGGGAUUCGCUCUCUUAGCUCAUUCUCUCUUGCACGUAGUUAUUCAGGUCCAGGCAUUUCGGAGAAAGCCAAAGAAACUUAGGUUAUUUAGCCACAAUAAAAAGACUUUAACAGGGGUAAAAAAAAAAAAAAAAAAAAAAAAAAAAAGAUUUAAUGGCAAACUGCAUCUGUGAUAAAAUCCUGUCAGAAAACACCUGCAGUAACGUAAACUACAGGAACUAAUUACUCAAUCUGCAUGGAACAAAAAAAACCUCUGUUGUUCAUGCUAACUCUAAGGUCACGUUUCACAAUAUCACGAGCUCAUUCUCUCCUGUAACGAACUAUGAAUUGUGUUUGGCCUGUCAACAAUUUAUCUCAAAUCAGACUUAUCACAAACUGCGUAAGAAACUAGCCAAUCAAAAACGCAUAUGUCUUUAUGACUCUGUGGGAUUCGAACACGAUAUUGUGCACUACUUCGCCGACGCUUUAUGCACUGGUUUAGAGUGUCUGUGACACAGACUAACUAGAAAGUUGAUACCCAUUUGAAAUAUAUUGUUUGGGGCCAGGGUCCUCUUUGUGAAAAAUGGGUAUGCGUUUAAUUUAAGAUUGAAAAAUAAAUUUGCUUCUUAAACCUGGAUGGCCAUUUUCUCACUGAAAGGCAUUUUAAAAGACGAUAACAACUGUUAGCCGUCGGGCCUUCCGUGCUCGAAACUAGAUACCAGGAAGAAGUAAUCGCAUUUUUUUUUAGUUACUGGCAUGCGCUUUUUGGCCAUUGUUUUUACUUCUUCUUGUCAUUCUCAAAGACUCUUUGCGAUCACUUCAGGAUUUGAUGACCUUUUUUUGUGGCUAACCUUUUUUGAUAUUCGUUAUGUGCCCAGACGGUGGUACUGAAGUUUUGAACAAGAAUUUCGGCUUUUGACAGCGGAUGGUCACGCGCAGUAUGCUUGAUUUGUUUAGAUAUCUUAUUUAAGCGCAUAAAAGAAUUGUACGUCGGGCUGACCUGAAGAAUAAAGUCCUUUCUCUAUUUUAUGGCUAAGAUAUAUCAGAGGUUUUAAGCUUCUCCCUGUCCUUGUAUCGAUUGACCAUUUUAGCAUUUUGAUGGAAGCCUUACAACUGCUGUCAGUUUUAACUGAUCACCCUUGACAGCAAAACACCUCUUGCCUUCAUUUUUAAAUCCAACUCGAAAUCCGAACCUGCUAUUUAAAGCAUGCAUUGGUUGGAAAAAAAUAGACGUUCAAGGCACCGAACUUUAUUGUUAAUUGUUCGCGAGUGCCAAUAUUUCCUUGAAUAUAGUUUAUUACUCAUUUCGUGUUUCGCUUUGCUUCUGAAUCAACGGUAACUGUUUCAGUUUACCCUGUUUCAGGCUUUGAGAUAAUGGGGCGGAGCGGCGCAAAGAGAGGUGAGAAGGGAAAACGGUAAGAGGGUAGGGUAGGAGGGGGGCGCGAUGGAGCGCCUGUGGUCCUUUUAAACAAAAACUUUUUCCGGAAAUCUGGUUCGGUUAUACCUUGUAAUAAGGUUAUUUUUACGACGGAUCUUGUCAGCGCUCGAAGGUUCUUGAUUGGAAAUGUGAUGCGACACCGAUAUGAUCAAAAAUCAGUCAGCUUUGAAGGGUGAAAUGAUUCGUUAUAAGCAGCAAGGUGAAUGUGGAAUAUUAUUCUCAUUACGUUUUAUUUGUAGGCCCUUUUGAAAGAACAAGAACAAUAUUUAGGAUUGCUGGGGCAACUGAAAGACUAUGAUGAGGUACUGACCCAGGAACUUGCAGCUAAGGCUUAUCAAGAACAGGAGAGGCAAAGACUUGAGGUAUCUUUUUCUGUUACUUCUUUAUAAUAAUAAUAAUAAUAAUAAUAAUAAUGAUGAUGAUGAUGAUGAUGAUGAUGAUGAUGAUGAUGAUGAUGAUGAUGAUGAUGAUGAUGACGGUAAUAUGAUAUUGAUAAUGAUAACGAUAUACGGUAAAUAUUAAGGAAGAAGAAUUCUAACACUUGAAAGCCCCGAGCUGGAGGUGAGAAUCGAACUCACGACCCUCCGAGUUCGAGUUCGGACGCUCUUACCAGUGAGCUACUGGAACUCUAAUGGCCAGCUGGUCGGGAUUUCAAUACAAGUACACCAGACUUUUAGGAUUGCAUCGAGGACUUGCUCAUUAAUUUGCGGUCCAGCAGCGUACAAACCCUAGGCUGUAUAUUUAUAUUAAUGAAGAAGAAGAAUUCUAACACUUGAAAGCUCAUAAAAAGUUUCCGAGCUCCAGGUGAGAGUCGAACUUACGACCCUCCGAGUUCUAGUCCAAGUUCUAAAAACGCACUCUUGUUUCUGUUGAUAUGCGAAGCACAUCUGAGAGUGGUCGGUUCCUGGGAAUAAUGUGCCACAGUAAUUGUUUCUAAUUAAUCAAUUUUAUUUUCAACGGAUAUCAUUUAACGUUUUCUUUAUUUUCCAGUCCUUUUUUCAUUAUUUUAGCACCGACUCUAAAUCGGUAAUUUUUUUAAAAGUUUCGAUAUCCGUAUGCCUGGAAACCUGCUGCUUCGUAGAGAGUUAGUGGCCAGUCUUAAUCUUAAAAGUACGUACGGCUAAGGCAUGUUUAAAUUGUUCUUAUGCGACACUGAUCAAUCGACGAUGAAGUUUUGGAUGGAGGAUAGUGAAUUAUUGAUAAAUUUCAGAUUUAUUUUUCACAGGAGGAACAAGAACGAUUGCGUCAAGAGAAUCUGAAAGUUAAGAAAGAGGUAAUGCUAUGCUCGCACGUAAUGAUAUAUGGUAUCACUAAGAAUUAUUAAAUAUCACCAUUCCAUGCAUAUCUGGAUCUUCAACAACGUUAACCGGCGGCUGUUAUAUCGAAGGAAAAUACCAGCUACUGAAAAACACACAUUUGGCCGAGAUGGGAAGCUUUAAGGGUAAAUCUGAAAUUUUGAGGACAAUCACAGAGGCAGCUAUAUUCCAGAAAGCCAGAAAGGCGUUUGGUUUUCCUGCUUCCAUUUGAAAAUGAGUCUAACUUAGUUGACUUUGUUAUGUUUUUUUUUUGCGACCGAAAAAUAGUAGGGCAAUUAUCGACGAGGAAGGAGUAUAGCGCCUGAAACCAGUCCUCCGAUUGACCACCACGUGACCCAAAAUGGCCAGUAAAAUCGCGAGAAAAAUAAUAGGCGGCUUAGGCUAAAUAACCAAAAUGUGAAUUGAAAAGUGGAUUUUCUUUCUUGCCCUUAUUUACUGAGUUUACGAGUGAAGUUUGGCAAGCGCGUUUGAAGAUCGCGGCUUUCAGCAUCUAGUAAUCUAAAAAAGCUCGAUAACAAUUCCAAUUCAACACGAACUCAUAGAAAGGUCAAAUAUGAUAAGUUUAGAGUGAAAACGUUUAUUGUUAGUUUCAUGUCCAAUUGUAGAUGGAGAUGUUACGGCAAAAACAGCAUGAGGAAAGAAAGAAGUUCAGCGAGCAAAUAAAAAAUGAACUUCAGGCGCAGAAGGAGCAGAUGAACAACAUGAUGGAAGCAAAUAUGGAGCGAGCGAGAAAUGAGAGACAGGAUUUUAUGCAGGAAAACCAACAUCUCAGGAAAGAGUUCCUGGCAAUCCAGAAAGCAAACGAAGACAACAUGAAAAUGGUGGGAAAAUUAAGAGAUAUGGUGGCUAAGCAAGAGGAAGAGAAACGACGUAUUAGUAUUGAACUGGAAAAAGCAAAGGAUGCCAAGGACCACGAAGACAUCAUGGCAAAGAUGAGGGCGAAACACAAGGAGGACCAGGACAGGUUGCGUCGCGACAUGGAGGCCAAGAUGGAAGCGAAUCGUCAGGCCUUGGCACAGGGCUACCAACAGGCUGUGGCACAAGCUCGAGUACAACAGUUGGACGAAAUGCAAGAAAAACUCGACCAGGUGGGAACGCAGUUGGAGGAAAUUAAGAAACCAUGGUAUCAGAAAGCAUGGUCGAAAUUCAAAGAAGUAGGCAGUGCUGUUGGCGGUGCUGUGGUUGACGCCGGCGCUGCUGUUGCUAGGACAGUGAAAGAUAAUUGUUUAGUGAUGUAA